CUGCCCCACUCUGGGGCCUGGCUGCCCACUCCCUGCCCUCGUGGGGCCUCUGCUGCAUUUCUGUCGCUGCCCCUGUCCCGUGUCCUCGUCCUCCAUAUCUGUCUGUGUUGUACCCCGCAGUCCUCUGCACCUUUCUCUUCCCUGCUCUCCGGUGCCCACCUCUCCGUGUGUCUCUGUCUGCAUCACCAUCUGUCUGAGAUGGAGGGUCCUGGCCCGCGUCUUUUUCUCCGUCUCUGUCUCUAUUCCCCACCCCCGGGUGUGUGUUCCUGUUUCUGUGCACAGGGAUCCGUGUGCGUCUCCGUGUUUUCCUGCACUCUGCCUCAACUUUGUUCCUCCUCCCUGUCCCUCAGUGUGUGCCCUUUCCUGUGGGAGUGACAUUUGUGUGGUGUGUGGCUGAGAAGUGAUCCCCAAGCCUAUGCACUGAGCUCCACUCCCAGCUCUUUCUUAUUCUUUGCUUUGAGACUGGAUCUCACUAAGUCACUAAGCUCCCCAGGCAGGCUGGGUUUGAAAUUGCGGCCCUCCAGCCUCAGCCUCCCAGAGUGCUGGGAUGACAGCCACACCAGCCUGUGACUUGCUGUGUAUCUGUAUGUAUUCAGCGUGUGUCUGUGCGCUGCUGUCCUCUCCCCCCCACGGCGGGCCUGUCCGGCGGAUGUGUGAGGGAUGAUUCAGUGGUGACAGGAAGCUGCCGCCUUGCUGACUGCCCUCCAGAGGCAGCUGCGCCGGCGCUCAAGCAGGUGCCGGGCAUGGGGCGGCUGCAGUGAGGAGCCCAACUCAGGUGGGGACACUGAGGACAUGGGCAACGAGACUGAGCUGCUAUGGCCGGGGGCUGCGCUGCUGCUGCUGCUACUGGGGGCUGUGGCCGGGCUGUGUGUGCGCUGCUCCCGCCCAGGGGCAAAGAGGACGGAGAAAAUCUAUGAGCAGAGAAAUCUGCAAGAGAAUCAGCAGAGCUUCUCAGUGGCUUCUCGGACCUAUUCCUUGGUCAGGCAGGCGUGGCCAGGACCCCGAAUGGACAUGGCCCCUGACGCGGCCCCAACAGGGACGGUGAGUGUGGGUGACCUGGUGGGCAAAGGCCAGGCUGUGGGAUGGCCUGUGAGGAGUGCAGAGGGGACCACGCAGGCCUUUCUUCCAGAACCCGAGUUUGCCCGGUACCAGAAUUUCAGCAAAGGGAGCAGGCGCGAGUCGGAUGCCUACAUAGACCCCAUUGUCAUGGAGUAUUACAACUGGGGGUGCUCCUGGAAGCCCCCCGAAGAUGAGGACGACACCAACUCCUAUGAGAACGUGCUCCUCUGUGGGCCACGGAGCAGGAACACAGAGUCAGGUGGAGAGGACUCCGAGGACUAUCAGAACUCAGUAUCCAUCCACCAAUGGCACAAGUCCAUGCAGGCUCAGGAGCAAGUCCCCAGAGCAGCACAUCUGUCCCCAGCGGGGAGCCCGGAUGAGGACGAGGGAGAGCCAGACUACGUGAACGGGGAUGUGGCAGCCAGGGAAGCCUAGGGGAGACUGGAAUUGAGGAGCAGCGGCUGAGGCCAACCCUUUCCUGGUGACAAACCUGCACUGAAGAGGCCAACACCUGGCCGAAGGGAACCACUGGACUUGUGGAUGGUUCUGCUGUGCCUGCACUCUCCUCCUCAGCCUGUGUGGUUACUCCUUGAAGGGGCCCAGCAUCCUGGGGACCAGCUGGCUGGCCAUGGAACAGCCUGGGAAAGACACUCACUGGUGGCAUCAUCCCAACUGUGCCCUCUGCCCCAGCCUGGGCUUCCUUGGGGCAGGACAAGUGCCUAGUGUCACCUGGCCUCCACUGUGAUGGGACACCCAGAAUCCAGGGCAAGCUGCCAUCUCCAAACCUGUCCUGUAAAACGCUGUCGAACACCGGGCUUCCUGUUUGUCUGUUUUGGAUUCCCAACUGCUUACCGCGCUGGCUCCUGGGCAGCUGUACACACCGGCCAUGUUGUGCAGGGGACUUGCACGGUGAGGCCUACUGAACCCUCAGCCUCUGAGCUGCCCGCAGCAUACCACUUGGGGCUCUCCUGGGUUUGGGCGAAGAAAUGAAGCCAAGCCAUGGUGAUGUCUCUGAUGCAAACAUCAUUUGCUGGGGACAAAAGUGCCUUACGGGUUAGAGCCGAGGUGCUCCAGGUGCUCGGCCUAGUGGCUAAGGGCUGCUGGGCUAAGCUGAAAGGUGACUGAGGCACAGGCUGCCAGUGUCUGCAGGGCAGGGGGUAGGGGAGAAAGAGCUGGGGAGAGAGAGCCCUCCACCCGGAUAAAGGCUCCUCAUAAACCAUGUCAGCCAGGGAGCAGGGACAGCCUUGUUUCCCUGUCCCUGCUCAGAUACAGCCCUUCCAAAGGACCAAGUCUCCCGCUGAACAGUAAGGUCCCCAAGGCCUAGAGAAGGCUGUGGACAGCUUUGUUUUCCAGCAUAGGGUUGAACCCAGGGCCUCUGCACUGAGCUACAGCCCAGCCCAUUGUGGUUGUGUUAUCAGACAGAAUCUUACUAUAUAGCCCAGGUGGCCUUGAAUUCAUAGUAAUCCUCCUGUCUCAGCCUUCUAAGUGCUGAGAUUUACAGGCAUGCACCACCAUACCUGGCCCAGUAUGUGCCUUUUGAGACAGAGUCUCACUAAGUUGCCCAGACUGGGCUUGAACAUCCUUCUGCCAUGAUCUCCCAGACCACUGGUGGCCCUGUGCCACCAUACUUGACCUGACAUGUUCUUGGGUCUGUGUCCACCCCUCUCCCUAGAAUGCCAUGUGAUUCUUCCCCUGGGAGAAAUUAAUGUUACCAGUCAGGAAAUAAAAUACCUAGAACCACCCAGCCUUUGUACAGAGGCCUGGCUGGAGGUGCAGGGGCCAUGUGGCCUCUAAUGCUGGAGAACGUGUCAGGCGUCACAGUCUCUGCUGUCAGGUGUCACCAGCCAUGGGAACCAGAAGCCUCACUUGCUGGUGACCAUCCUGUGCCUCUCAGGGGUUAGAAGGCUUCCUCGUGGCUGUGGUGUGAAGUGACACCUGAGGCCUUUGAAUUAUUCACUUCCCCAACCCUGCCCUGAAACCCAACCUGGAGGGCCGGAAACCUCAGACCCUUCCUGUCUAUGGGCCAGACCGUAUCCCCACCCACUGUGGUCUGCGCUAGUGACACAGCUGGGGAGAGGGCCAGCAGAGCGUGAGUACCACAUGCCCUGUCCUCCCCACUGCCCAGGCCUGUGUGUACUUGGCCACCUGUGACCACAGCUGGGCUCCAGGUCGCUGCCUGCUGCAUCUGAUGCGGUAGGGCUUGCACAGCUUUACCUGGGUGGCCUUGGUCUGGGAGCCUGCAGGGCACACAAAGGCCUCUUUUCUUUUUUUUUAGCACAGAGGUUUUUGCUCUGAGCUACAUCCCCAGUCCUCAUCUCCUUUUUUAUUAUUUAUUUAUUUACUUAAGAACAGGAAAAUUUAUUGGAGGAUAGGAAUAGGGCACAGGAAUAGCUCCUGAGAGACAGGAGGGGGUCCCAUUGGGACCCCCUCAUGCUCUCAAUAAGUUGCUCAGUUCCCCAGGUUGAGCUCAAAUUUGCAAUUGUCCUGCCUCUGCCUCAAGGAGUAUUUGGCUUACAGGUAUACAAUGCCACACUAGGCUCCCAAGAACCUUUCAGUUUCCACAUGAGGGGCCAGGGUGCAGCUCGGUGGCAGAGCACUUGCCUAACAUGGGAGGGUACUGGGUUCCAUCCCCAGCACCUCAAAAAACCCCUCAAGCCCCAAUGCCCUCAGCAAAAGCACUAGUCAUGGAAGCAAAACCAUCACUGUAAAUAAAACUGGCAUUUGCUUUAGAA
Cavia porcellus (domestic guinea pig) is the source of this 3791-nucleotide messenger RNA. It is a transcript of the gene Lat2, whose product is annotated as linker for activation of T cells family member 2. The record is from RefSeq and is a predicted model, not a curated record. Gene Ontology annotation, biological process: B cell receptor signaling pathway; B cell activation; calcium-mediated signaling. The coding region runs from base 793 to 1494 and encodes 233 amino acids. Lineage: Eukaryota; Metazoa; Chordata; Mammalia; Rodentia; Caviidae. Gene Ontology annotation, cellular component: plasma membrane. The transcript has 12 exons.